Juglans regia (Persian walnut) is the source of this 701-nucleotide messenger RNA. Its product is annotated as protein KRTCAP2 homolog. Lineage: Eukaryota; Viridiplantae; Streptophyta; Magnoliopsida; Fagales; Juglandaceae. The coding region runs from base 90 to 455 and encodes 121 amino acids. The transcript has 5 exons. The record is from RefSeq and is a predicted model, not a curated record.
GAAGGGGAUCUGGGAUUCUGAGGUACGAAUCGUACGAUCCUUCUCGCUCUUCCUCGCCAAAAACCCUGUUUGGUUCCGAGAAAAAUUCCAUGGCGGGGCCAGGGAGUUCUAUGCUUUAUUCCAUCCUUCUGUUCACAGUCAUUCUCUCGCUUCAAGAAGUGUAUAGAGGGAAGUUAGCGUCGUCAGAGUUGUUCACCAUACUUGGGGGGUUCACCAGUUCUCUUCUAUUUCUCGUUCUCCUAACAUUCAUUGGAAAUUUCCAGGAAACAUGUGGCAUGAAGACUGGGUGGGGUGCUGUCAUUAUUGCAGAAGCCAUUGCUCUGAUUGCUGCUAGCACAGUCCAUCGAGUUUGCAUCACAACAUGUUUCCUGUUCUCAGCUGGAUUGUUGUAUGAGAUCAACAAGCUUUCUGUGAUGACGCUCUCCAAAAGUGACUCGAAAACAAAAAGGCUCUGAGUGGGGAACCAAGGUUAUGACGAUCUUGUCUUUCAUUUUUGCCGUUCCUCUUUGGUUUCAACUAUCAUAUGGACAUUGUACCCAAAAGGGAAGGAGAGUAUAUCUUAGAGAUGUAUAAGAUUUUUAUCAGCUACGACCAUUUUUGCUCUUAGGCGAUUGCCGACUCGGGGAGAAAACUAUAUCCACUCUUAUUUGUUUUAAAAUUAUGGAUCAUCGACAGGUUGAUAAAGAAGUCAUUUUUUAUAA